Liolophura sinensis is the source of this 2070-nucleotide messenger RNA. RefSeq lists its product as uncharacterized. The transcript is spliced from 12 exons. Bases 11 to 1240 code for a protein of 409 amino acids. The record is from RefSeq and is a predicted model, not a curated record. Lineage: Eukaryota; Metazoa; Mollusca; Polyplacophora; Chitonida; Chitonidae.
UGCAGACGAGAUGGAUCAUUUGUGUGUUCUGUUGAUUGUUGUGGGCGUGGCACUCCCAUGCCAUGGUAUGAACCCCCCACGCCUUCCCACUCUACCCCCGCAGUUCAGUUUGCACCAGGAAGUGAUUGACAUCAGCGGGAAGCGAUUGGUGGCUUCAACGGAGAUAUUUGACUAUCAUGCUAAGCUGGCCAGGACAGACCUGGUGCCUCCCCCAAAGUCUGACCUGGAGAGACGGUUUGGUGCGCGACCUGUCACGAUCAUUGGUGACUUUAACACAGGAUACAGAUAUGUGAUUGACCGCUGGCAGAGGAACUGCACCAUGGGGCCCCUCACGGUACAGUCCUGGGCGGUACAGACCGGUCCCGGGACGUAUGUCACCAUGAGGCAUUCGUACGACCUUUUCGAUCAGGUAGCGACAUCUGCCGCCUACCAAUACAAGGGACAGACACAGAUAAGAAAUCUCACAGUUGAUCAGUGGACAAAAUCCAGCAAUUCUGGAGCCGAGGAAAAAGUCUUCAUUCUUGCGCAUGACUGGACAUCAGUUUCAGAGGAGUCUCAGGGCCCAGCGACAGACAUACCCGUUGGCCUGAGCAUUAACCAUUAUGAGUCAGGAGUGCUAGCGUUCCAGCAGAUGUACCACAUCUAUGACUUCUACAAGGGUCACCCGGAGAGGACGGCCUUUGACAUCAAGGACUGCUUUUCUUUCAAUAAUGAAUACAAGACCCUCAUGUUCAUGCUGGAAGGAUCUUACUACUACAAUGUGUACGGAAAGCAUGAGCAAGUCUACACGGCCGUAACCAAUGCUAUCGCUGUGCAUGCCAAAGUCUCUGCCAUUCGUGUCACUGAUGUGCAAAUCUAUCAGACAAUUCCUCUGUACCUUGACAUUGUCUUCACGUUGAGGGAUCGACCUCCAAAACUUGAUAAUGUAAAGAGUGAGUCAGUGGAACCCAGUUUGACUGAAGCCUACGAGAACCUGGAUGCUGCUGUGGAUGAGGGCUUCACCAUCACCGUGCCCUACAAGAAUGGAACAAAGGACCUGAAAGUAUUAUUGUCUAGCCUUUGGGAAAGACAGAAGUGGUAUUCCAAGUCUGGACCAUCUCAGCUGAAGAAGUACACCCCUGGUGCGAUGGCAGGCCUGGGUAUAGGGAUGCUCCUGUUGGGAAGUGUCCUGGGCGUUGGUGCUGCGGCCUUCAUACACAAACGCAUGAAUACAGAAGUACCCUACAAGGUCACAGAGUGAGGGAUUCAGACCAUUCAUUCUCAAAACGUACGACACUCAAGAAGGAUGGUUUUGGACCACAGAAGAAAGUGCAUUUGGAGCUGUUACUUUGAAUUCGUAAGAUUUUCCAAAUCAAAAAAAAAAAACCCAAAAAACAAUCUACACGGCAUAUAUGCUCUGAGUUUUCUGGGACAUGACGUCACAAAAAAUUAAUGAUUUUAGAGUUCCUAUUAUGGGUAUAUGUGUACUUCAUUAAGAACAUAGAUUAAAAAUCAAAGUUCCUUAUACUGGAGUUUAGUGUUUUCCAGGUAUACUUCCGAGAGCAGUCAAGUGAGUUUUCUAAAUUUCUAACACUGUUGCCACUGUUGAAAUGUUAGUUGUACGAUAUUAUAUCAUAAACCAGUUUUGGUAUUCUUUCGUUGUUUCAUGAUCUUUGACGUCGAUCCGAAAGACAUAAGAAAUAUACAUUUAGAUCAUUCACCAAUGUUUUUAAUGGAUAUUACAAACUUUCUUCAGGGAAAUUAUCACCAGUAAAUAAAUCUGUAUUUUGGCUCUUCAUCUGACUUCACGGACCCAUCACGGACGUCUGGCACUAUAUAGGUCUUAAGCUUUAAAAGGUUUUAUGAUAUAUGCUUUUUUCUGGCACCCUUAGAUAUUUUACACUGGAGUCUUUAUUUUUUAAUACAUGUUGUAAAUAAGUUUUUAUGCUUUUUACCAGUGUAUAUCUGUAUGUUACAUAUGAUUUUGAGUAAUUGUAAGAUCUUGUCACGAAGUAGUCUUGUUACUAUUAGUACAACUGUACCUGCGGUGUCAUUAGAGGACAAUUUAACACAUAAAUGUUACUAUUAUGU